UUUUUUUUUCCCUUUUACGCUACCUUUGCAUACAUCUGUCCACUUUCUCCGUUUCCCCCUUCGUAGUCUUGUCAUAUUAAACGGUGAUCCACACUCAUGAGUAACAUUUCGCCACGGUGGUUCCAUGCUGCUGCUGCUACCAAGGCAACCAUCUAUUUCACAGGCGGAACGGCUCAAAGUAGUUCUGGGAAACAAACUUUUCUCGAUGAAGCUCUUGCCUUAGAUCUUACCCGUCCAUGGACAAUAGACGAUCCCGCAUUCACCCAACUGGAUCCCAUGCCAGCUCCACUCAGUGGUCAUUCUAUGAGCACUGUUCAGGGAACACCCCAGCUGCUCGUCGCCGGGGGUGAGUCCACAACAAAAGUCGCCCCUAUCUUUGUUUAUGAACCUUCAAAGGAUGGCAGUGGCAGCUGGUCUGCACCGCCCUUGUCCGCCAACGAAACCGCUACCUUCCAUCGACUCUUCCAUGCCUCCACCAGCACAGGCAAGGACGGUGCCUUGCUCCAAGGUGGUUACCUAAACUCUGCCAAAAAUGGCACCGUUGUCCCCACCUUGGUCACCCUCAAGGGAGCCAACAACUUCCGACCCAUCUCGACCUCACCUGUCUCCCUUGCAACAAACGCGCCUUCACUAGCACGUCAUACCAUGACCCUGACCACCGGUGGACAUGCAGUUAUUUUAGGCGGUGUUGAUUCACAAGGGAUCGUCGCUAACCUAUCUAUAGCCUAUGUUCUUGACACACAGACCACUCGGGGAGAAUGGAAGGCAAUAUCUCUCCAAGGAACUCCUCCAGAUCCUCGCAUGUCCUUCACAACCGUCCUUGUCAACACAACGACUAUGCUAGUCUACGGUGGUACCACAGACUUUAAAACUGCCCUUUCAACUCCUUUCUACCUUGACCUCCCCACCUGGACUUGGUCUUCUCCCACAGUCAAAGGGGAUGCACCUCAGCGGUGGGGCCACACCGCCACGAUGGCUGGAACAUCCAUGGUGGUAGCCUUUGUCAGAGACUAAUCACGUUGCUCUCUUUGACACGACCACCAAUACCUGGACAAAACAAUAUAAACCCCUUGGGAUGAAUCGUCCAUCGAAUGACAUCGAGACUGAAAAGGAAGGCCGCCUUGGGGUGGGUGCAGUUCUUGGUAUUGCAUUCUUGGUUACAGUUGCGAUUGUGGGUGGAACGUUCUAUCUGUUGGUCCAUCGACGCAAGCGUCGGACCCGCAACACUCUGGCGAGGGAGAACAU
Molecule: messenger RNA, 1245 nt
Organism: Lobosporangium transversale
Lineage: Eukaryota; Fungi; Mortierellomycota; Mortierellomycetes; Mortierellales; Mortierellaceae
Exons: 3
Coding region: 97-1014 (305 amino acids)
Molecular function (GO): protein binding
Source: RefSeq, a predicted model, not a curated record